CCCAAAACAUAGCAACCCAACUAACAUUUUGCCCAUUCCUAACUAUUUUUGGAAACGGUUUUCCCCCAAAAUUCUCAGAUGCAGAGCAAUGGAGGAACAAGUUAUAACAAACCCAAAUCAAAAAACAGGAAAAAACAAAAGGAAAAACAAAAAACAUGGCCAAGCUAAAGGGCAAGGAGCUGGGCCUCUCGUGCAUGUUGAACACCGAGUUGGGGGCCGUCCUGGCCGUGAUGCGGCGGCGGAUGCCGGAAUCCAAUUCCCAUUUCCACCCUCCGCAAGACGAUAACUGCGAUACCGACGUUCUACAGUCGUUGAAAUCUCUCAGAGGGUUCAUAUUCAAUCCCCAACAAGAAUGGAGAAAGAUCGAUCCGUCGAUUUAUCUGUCACCUUUCGUGGACGUGAUUCAGAGCGAUGAGGUUCCGGCCGCCGCCACCGGCGUCGCGCUCUCGUCAAUUCUGAAGAUUUUGAAGCUUGAGAUAUUUGACGAGAAGACUCCCGGGGCGAAAGAGACGAUGAACUCGGCUGUGACUGCCAUUACUGGAUGCAGGUUGGAGAGAACAGCCCCAGUUGCAGAGGAUGCAGUUAUGAUGAGGAUUUUACAAGUGCUGACUGCAAUUAUGCACCACCGUGCAUCGGUUCUGCUCACCGAUCACUCUGUUUGCACUGUCGUCAACACCUGCUUUCAGGUGGUGCAGCAGUCUGCUGGCCGUGGGGAUUUGCUCCAGCGAAGUGCAAGGUACACAAUGCACGAGCUGAUACAGACAAUUUUCUCGCGGCUGCCUGAUAUUGAGGUGAGAGACUGGGAAAACUCAGAAUCCGACACGGAAGACAGCAGUUUGGAUUCCGGGUAUGGGAUCCGAGCCACAGUGGACAUAUUCCAUUUCUUGUGCUCUUUACUGAAUGUGGUUGACAUCAUGGAGAGUACUGAGGGAAUGGGUUCUCAAACUGCUGAUGAAGAUGUUCAGCUUUUCGCUUUGGUUUUGAUCAAUUCUGCUUUGGAAUUGAGUGGUGAAAGCAUUGGCAGCCACCCUAAGCUUUUGAGGAUGGUUCAGGAUGAUCUGUGCCACCAUUUGAUUCAUUAUGGAGCUUGUUCUAGCCCCCUUGUUCUUUCCAUGAUUUGCAGCACCUUCUUGAACAUCUACCACUUCCUUCGCAGGUCGAUUCGGCUUCAACUGGAAGCCUUCUUCUCAUUUGUGCUGUUCAAAGUCAUGAGUUUAGGGAACAUUAUCCAGAUACAAGAUGUAACAAUUGAAGGAAUCAUAACCUUCUGCAGACAACCCACAUUCCCAAUUGAAGUCUAUGUAAAUUUCGACUCUGAUCCCCUUUGUCGAAACGUGUUUGAAGAGAUUGGAAAGCUUCUCUGCAAGCAUGCAUUUCCAGCCGGCGGUGCCCUAACAACUUUACAAGUACAAGCCUUUGAAGGACUUGUACUCAUUAUUCACAACAUUGCUGAAAAUAUAGACAAGGAGGAAAACAGUUCAAUCAUUUCUGGACCAUACCCGGUUGAGAUUUCUGAGUAUAGACCCUUUUGGGAAGAGAAAUCGCGAGAGGGGAAUGAUUUGGAGACGUGGGUUGAAUACGUGAGAAUGAGAAAAGCACAGAAAAGGAAACUGUUGAUUGCCGGAAACCACUUCAACCGCGAUGAAAAGAAGGGGUUGGAGUACUUGAAAGUCUCUAAUUUGGUUUCGGAUGAUCCGAAAGCCUAUGCCAUGUUUUUUCGGUAUACUCCAAGACUUGAUAAAACCAUGAUUGGAGAUUACUUAGGGGACCCUGAUGAGUUUCACAUUCGAGUUUUGAAGGAAUUUACAGAUACUUUUGAGUUUUCUGGUAUGAUUCUUGACACUGCUCUCCGGACUUAUCUCGAGAGUUUCCGGUUACCAGGAGAGUCCCAGAAGAUCCAGAGGAUUCUUGAAGUUUUUUCUGAGAAAUUUUAUGACCAACAAUCAUCAGAAGUUUUUGCGAAUAAAGAUGCAGUGUUUGUUCUAUGUUACUCUUUGAUCAUGCUCAAUACUGAUCAACACAACCCACAAGUGAAGAAGAAAAUGACAGAAGAGGAAUUCAUAAGAAACAAUAGGGCGAUAAACGACGGUAAAGACCUUCUCAGGGAGUACUUGUCAGAGCUUUUCCAUUCCAUCUCAACAAACGCAAUCACCAUUUUUGGACAAUCCGGUUUGCCAGUGGAAAUGAAUCCAAGCAGGUGGAUUGAGCUAGUAAAUCGAGCCAAAACCGUGCAGCCUUUUGAAGUAUGCGAUUUUGACUGCCGGAUUGGGAGAGAUAUGUUUGCCACCAUCGCGGGCCCCUCAGUUGCAACGCUUUCAGCGAUAUUUGAACACACCGACGAAGAGGGAAUCCUCCAUGAAUGCAUUGAAGGGUUGUUCUCAGUAGCUAGAAUUGCUCAGUUUGGAUUAGAAGACAUACUUGAAGAACUCCUAGCCUCUUUUUGUAAAUUCACAACUCUGUUGAAUCCUUAUGCGUCCGCUGAAGAGACUUUACAUGCCUUUAGCCAUGAUAUGAAGCCGAGGAUGGCAACUUUAGCAGUUUUUACUAUCGCAAACAGUUUCGGAGAAUUGAUCAAAGGGGGGUGGAGGAACAUUGUGGACUGCUUGUUGAAACUCAAGAGGCUAAAACUGCUACCGCAGUCUAUCGUGGAGCCCGGUCUCGCUUCCAACUCAUCAUCUGACAUGGAUAUUCACACAAGAUCCGAGUCAGGGGUGGUGUUCCCUAGUCAAGGUCUGAAACAAGGCCAUGGGCGACAGAGUUCCGGUAUAAUAGGCCGUUUCUCCCAUUUUCUUUCCAUGGAAAGUGUGGAGGAAAGUUUGACCCUUGGGGUUAGUGAGUUUGAGCAGAAUCUGAAAGUCAUACAGCAAUGCCAAGUGGGAAGCAUAUUCAGUAACAGUUCAAAGCUACCCGAUGAACCGUUGCUGAACCUGGGGCGAUCGCUGAUAUUUGCAGCUGCUGGAAAAGGGCAGAAGUUUAGUACGCCUGUUGAGGAAGAAGAAACAGUUGGUUUCUGUUGGGAUUUGGUUUUAAUUAUUGCUUCAUGUAAUACUGAGAGAUUCACAACCUUUUGGCCUCAAUACCAUGAUUUUUUCCUAGCAGUUGCUCAGUUCCCUCUAUUUUCACCUGUCCCGUUUGCAGAGAAGGCGAUCAUAGCCCUUAUGAAGAUUGCUCUCAAGCUCCUUUCUUCGUACCGAGCUGAUAGACUUCCGGAGGAGCUCGUAUUCAAGUCAAUAAACUUGAUGUGGAAGCUAGACAAGGAAAUCAUCGAUACUUGUUGCGAGCCUAUCACACUAUCUAUCAAGAAAAUCAUCACUGAGUACGCGGGAAAUUUGCAGACUCAGCUCGGGUGGAAAUCAGUCCUUCACUUGUUAUCACUCAGUGGUCGCCACCCAGGAACCUAUGAUAUGGGAGUUGACACGCUUAUUGCACUGAUGUCGGAUGGAACCAACGUUUCGCGAACAAACUAUGCUUAUUGCAUCGACUGUGCAUUCGGUUUCGUUGCUUUAAAAAACACCCCAUCAGAGAAAAACAUGAAGAUAAUGGACCUAAUGGCGGAUUCAGUGAAUUUCUUGAUCCAAUGGUACAGAAGUGGAUAUUCGGAUCCGGGGAGCAAUGCUAGUAUGGUGAGCAACGCGAGUAGUUCUUCAUUAGAGGACAAUAUGAAAUCUCUUGGUUCUUCGAAUUUCGCAGUGAAUUUAUUCAUAAAGCUUGGGGAAGCACUGAGAAAGACUAGCUUGGCGAGGAGGGAGGAGAUAAGAAACCACUCGAUUUCCGCUCUCCAGAAAAGCUUCACGCUAGCCGAGGACUUGUACUUCACAUCCUCAAAUUGCAUGAAUUGUUUCAACCUCGUGAUAUUCGCGAUGGUUGACGAUCUGCACGAGAAAAUGCUGGAGUACUCGAGGAGAGAGAACGCGGAGAGAGAGAUGAGGAGCAUGGAGGGGACUUUAAAGAUUGCAAUGGAGCUGUUGACGGAAGUGUACUUGCAGUUUUUGAAACCUCUAUCGGAGAGUUCCGGGUUUCGGAAUUUCUGGAUGGGAAUAUUGAGGAGAAUGGAUACUUGUAUGAAGGCUGAAUUGGGCGACUAUGGGAAUUCAAUAGUGCAGGAAAUAGUACCGGAUUUAUUGAAGAGGAUGAUCACGACAAUGAAGGAAAAUGAGAUUUUGGUUCAGAGGGAAGGUGAUGCUUUGUGGGAAACCACAUAUAUUCAGAUACAGUGGAUAGCUCCUUCGCUUAAGGAGGAGCUAUUUCCUGAAGAUUUAUAGACGGCGUUUUAGAUUAUUUUUUUGUACAUGGGGUCUUUUAGAGUCUCUUUUAGGUUACCCAUACGUAAUUAUAAUUAUUUAUGUCUCGAGUUGGAAUAGGUUACUAUGAAAACCAACUCGUUAUUUUUUGCCUUUUUGAGUCGAUAAUAGGGUUUUCCUCAUAAGGAUUUUGAAAUUAUUUUGUGGGUUUUUUUAUUUUUUAUUUUUGCCCUUCUGGGUAGAGCUAAAAGCUAGAGUAUGUUAAGUUGUUAACUAGGAUGUUAAGAGAGGAAACCAUAGUUCUCUUGUGCAGCUUCUCUCUGUUUCA
Messenger RNA from Rhododendron vialii, 4569 nucleotides. Its product is annotated as ARF guanine-nucleotide exchange factor GNL2. Gene Ontology annotation, molecular function: guanyl-nucleotide exchange factor activity. Gene Ontology annotation, biological process: regulation of ARF protein signal transduction. The transcript is spliced from 4 exons. The record is from RefSeq and is a predicted model, not a curated record. Bases 156 to 4262 code for a protein of 1368 amino acids. Lineage: Eukaryota; Viridiplantae; Streptophyta; Magnoliopsida; Ericales; Ericaceae.